This is a messenger RNA of Solanum stenotomum, 566 nucleotides long. RefSeq names its product defensin-like protein. The coding region runs from base 70 to 378 and encodes 102 amino acids. The record is from RefSeq and is a predicted model, not a curated record. Gene Ontology annotation, biological process: defense response. NCBI's taxonomy places the organism in Eukaryota, Viridiplantae, Streptophyta, Magnoliopsida, Solanales, Solanaceae. The transcript is spliced from 2 exons.
CUAAAUUGCAUUCUUUCUGAUUACUUAAAAAAAAAGAUUUCCAAUCUUUUUCACUCAUCAAAAGAGACUAUGGCUCGUUCCAUUUGCUUCCUGGCAUUUCUGGUCUUGGCAGUGAUGCUCUUUGAGGUGCAAGCUCAGCACAUGUGCAAAUCAACAAGCCAAACCUUCAAAGGAUUAUGUUUUACCGAUUCGUCAUGUAGAAAGGCUUGUCUCACAGAGGAGUUUACAGGUGGACAUUGUAGCAAACUCCAAAGAAAGUGCCUAUGCACUAAGAUUUGUGUAUUUGAAAAAAAUUCAAAUGAAGUUCAAACAACUUUGGGUGGGGAAGCAAAAACUCUAAGUGAAGCUGUGCUUGAAGAAGAGAUUAUGAUGGAGUAAUUAAGUGAGAUUAAUUAAGGAUUUGAGUGUCAAAAACAACAUUAAUAAAGUGUUGCCUUUUAUAAAAAGGGUAGUUUCUAAUGUUGUGUUAUUGGCCUUUAAUAGCCAUUUGAUACAUUAAAUAAGUUGUGACAUGCCAUUAAUCCUUUUGGAAUAUUGUAUCAACUUUAUGUAUGUUUUAAUGAAAA